AUGGCAGUGAUUACCAUGGAGCCGUUUCGGGCACGGGAUGGCGGGUCCGACCCCUGGUCGUUUCGCGCGGCGUGCCAGCGCUCGCUCCUGCGGCGCGUGGCGAGCGCGGACGCGGUGACGCUGUGCCGCGCGCAUCCGCGCCGCACCGCCCCGCAUACUACUUCGCGCAGUUCUGUAUAUGCUUGGAAGCUUCCAGAAAACGAAACGAAGCUUAUGGAGAUGGAGCAACUGGCACGAGUGGAAGCUCAGAUGAUGCGUUCGCGGACGCGGUCUCUGUGCCAGAACGGGAAGAUAAUGGGUUUCCUUCGGCGCCGCGCGUCGUCCGAUAGCCCCCGCCGCGAGCCGCUGCUACUCGGCUCGUCUCGUCCGUUCUCGCCUCGCCGCACCACUGAGAAACAAUUCGAGAAACGGUUCUGGAAACAAGUGACCAGAAGACGUCAGUCAUGUGGCUCAAUAAGCCAAAUUUAAAAAAGAACUGUAACUUAACAAAAAUGGUGUUCAUGUCUUUACUAAGAGACCGCUACUAGCACUAGAAUUUAGAGACUGUAAUGUGUAGAUAGCAAUUCGUGUUUCAUAAACCGAUGGAUCUAAUAACGAAAAUGGUGGUGCGAAUAAUAAAGUUGAAGGUGCAUUUACAAACUUUGACGAUUGUGAAGAAGAUUGUGAUAUCUAAGUAAAUUUCGAACUGGAAAGAUUGCCAAACGAUGCCGCAGGUGUAAUAGAUAUGCCAAAUAAACUGACGAAUGGGACCUGUCGACUUUACUUCAUAUCGUAGAUAGAGGAAGCCAAUAUAGUUAAUAUUUGGUGUAGGUACUUAGGAAUUUUAGUACUCAAAUAACUAUUAUGAUUAAAAUUGUACAUACCUUUUCAAGGAGAGUUUUGGUAGAUGUACAGUAUGUAUAUUGAUUAAUAGAUUGUUUUAAAAGAUGCUUGUUGAAAUAGAUAUCUUCGUACAAAUUGUUUUUGCUACAUGUCGUGUAACGCUGUUAUAGUGAUUACUGUUUUUCUUAUUAUCACUGUUGUAAAAUAUAAUAUUGUUUCUUUAUUGUAACUGUAAUUAUGUCCAAUUUUUAUUAUAAUGGAUCAGAGCUUAAUUUUUUGUCGCACAAUUUUAGAUGAAUCGAGAAAAACAAGAAUCAUCUAUUUGUAUGAAACUAGGAUCGUAAUGCUUUUUAAAUGUAUAAUCAGACGAUUGCUCUUAAAAUUUUAAAAUACUUUUGUAGAUACAUGUGAAAACGUACGAUUGAAUCGAAUUUAUUAAUUUUUAACCAUAUUUUAACACAUUCUGUUUAUAAUAUUUCCUUAUUUAAAAUGUUCAAAAUAAACUUCUUAAAUUUC
This is a messenger RNA of Ostrinia nubilalis (European corn borer), 1338 nucleotides long. RefSeq lists its product as uncharacterized. Bases 1 to 468 code for a protein of 155 amino acids. The transcript has 5 exons. NCBI's taxonomy places the organism in Eukaryota, Metazoa, Arthropoda, Insecta, Lepidoptera, Crambidae. The record is from RefSeq and is a predicted model, not a curated record.